Molecule: messenger RNA, 1434 nt
Organism: Saitoella complicata NRRL Y-17804
Lineage: Eukaryota; Fungi; Ascomycota; Saitoellomycetes; Saitoellales; Saitoellaceae
Product: PIG-X-domain-containing protein
Exons: 3
Coding region: 1-1434 (477 amino acids)
Biological process (GO): protein processing; GPI anchor biosynthetic process
Cellular component (GO): glycosylphosphatidylinositol-mannosyltransferase I complex; endoplasmic reticulum membrane
Molecular function (GO): mannosyltransferase activity
Source: RefSeq, a predicted model, not a curated record
AUGAGCAGAGCAACACAGAUUCAUCGGCAUACAUUCGUGCUUGAUAGCGCCCAGGGACUUAAACUCGAUGAGCGGAGUUUUGUGUUGGAGGAGCAUACUGCUACCAUGAGGGAUAUCCCGGCGACGAGGGAGUUGAUGGUGCAGUUGAGGGAGUUGCCUGAGGAGCUACGGGCGUGUUUACGGGGCGUGAAUUACCUUCGGAUUACUUACGUCGCACCCGAUUCGUCACGCCAACAACCCCUACCGCCGUUCGCGAUUGACCUGCCUGGAGGGUUACAUGUGGAGUAUGAGCUCAAGCAUCGUGGUGCAGCGCCUCUUGGAUUCCGUGAGCUUUUGGAAUCUAUCAUCGGUUCUCACGUUGAUGACGGCCCCGACUUCGAACAACGGUUCAUUAAGGUCGACAACCUAAAUUACCUUCACGAUGCCCAUACCAUCGCAGCAUACAUGCGCGACUACCUCACCCAACACAUUAUCGACCACGCAUACACUUACCCCCUAGGCUCCACCUCCUCCCUCUCCCUCACCUACACCAACAAACGCCUCCGCCUCCGCGCCCUGUGGACGAACACCACCGAACCACUGACGGCGACAAUCGAACGCCAUCACGAAGAUACAGUCGAGGUGGGGAUUUUCGAGAGUCAUCUCAUCCCGGGCGUGGAGGAUUUAACGAUGUCUGGACUAACUGCAGCGAUUGGUGAUGGGAACACACAGUUCAAACCGACGCUUAUUUCGUUUCCGCAAAGAACGAGACACUCGGAUACAGCAUAUCGGUCGAGGCUUGAUCCCGCGGUUGGGAUGCACCCGGUGUUGGUAACGCAGAUCACACCCACAGAGCCACCAGCAGAGGAAUGUACCCUCAACGCACUAUACACCCUUCCAUCCUCAGUAUUUCUUGAUAAAUACCAACUAGCUGAUCGUACUGCGUUCAGAUCGGGCGGUAUCUCAUCUCUCCGUAUGUGGGGCGAGACAGACCUCGAAGCGCCGGUAUGGGCAGUCGAUGGAUGGGGCUCGAUAGCGGCUGUGGAGGUUGAUUGGAGGGGGCAGGAGGGGAAGGAAGACGUUACCGUCGAGCUGCCGCUGCAUAUGCGGUACGCUGUACCUGAUGAUGAACAGGGGGUGGAAAUACAGCAGCCGGUGGUGUAUUGGGCGUGCGAAAACGCUGCGCAAUCACCGCUGGAAGAAAAUCCCUUCGACACACCACGAACACUCUACACCCACCUCCACCCCGGCGACACCACUUUCCAUUUCCUCACCCCGACGCUAGAAAACGGAAUGAGAAUAGAGGUACCGACGGCGAAGACGGGAGAUGUGGCGAUGGCGCAGUGGGGAACAAUGGGUGCGAUUACGUUGGGGAUGGCGUGGGUUUGUAGGGCGGCGGCGAGGGGGUGGUUGCGGGGAUUGAGGAGUGAUCGGAAGGGGAAGAAGAAGGAGUAA